Molecule: messenger RNA, 872 nt
Organism: Morus notabilis
Lineage: Eukaryota; Viridiplantae; Streptophyta; Magnoliopsida; Rosales; Moraceae
Product: zinc finger protein ZAT8
Exons: 1
Coding region: 89-688 (199 amino acids)
Biological process (GO): response to chitin; response to stress
Source: RefSeq, a predicted model, not a curated record
AUACCCCCAACACUCAUUCCCUUUUAACGGCAUCAAAAUUUGCGUCUAACUAACAUUUCAACAACUUGUUUGAUUUACGAGUUCAGCCAUGAAGAGAGGAAGAGAUUUGGAUUUGGACACGGCCAACUGCUUAAUGUUACUGUCGAAAGUCGGCGACACAAAAGCCAACGUUAAUGAUAAGGUCGAUGAUAAUCACUUCGUGGUGAUCAAGAACGAAACAAUAUCGCCGGGUCGAGUUUUUACGUGCAAGACAUGCAACCGGGAGUUCCCGUCGUUCCAGGCGCUGGGAGGGCACAGGGCCAGCCACAAGAAGCUGCCGAAGCUGUUCUCGGCCGACGAAGCGCUGUCGCCGGCGGCCUCGCCGCCGAAGCCGAAGACGCACGAGUGCUCCAUCUGCGGCCUCGAGUUCGCCAUCGGGCAGGCCCUCGGCGGACACAUGAGGAGGCACAGACAGCAAGUGGCAGAUCACCAUGAUCAGCCUGCAGUUGCACGUGACAGACAAUUAUCCCAUGAUCAUGAUGAUGAUGAUUAUAAGGCGGCGGCACAGCUGGUGCCGGUGCUGAAGAAGUCGAGCAGCAGCAAGAGGAUUUGCUUGGAUUUGGAUUUGGAUUUGCGUUUGGGGCCUCCUGGGAGUCACUAUAACGACUUGAAGUUGCGGUUGAUGGGUCCCACUUUGGCCGGCUGUUAAUUCUUUAGUUAUUCAUUCAGAUUACAUACAUGUUCAUAUAUCAUCAGUAGGUUUUUUUUUUUUUCCCCCUUUUUUGUUGGGUCUAGUAGUACUUCCGGAUUCUUUUAUAAUAUUUUGAUAUAUAUCUUUUGUAUUGAUCAUGUUUAUAUUGGGAUAUAGAGAAUUGGGGAUUCCUUUUCUUCUU